Austrofundulus limnaeus is the source of this 1086-nucleotide messenger RNA. RefSeq names its product cytokine dependent hematopoietic cell linker (gene clnk). NCBI's taxonomy places the organism in Eukaryota, Metazoa, Chordata, Actinopteri, Cyprinodontiformes, Rivulidae. Bases 28 to 852 code for a protein of 274 amino acids. The transcript is spliced from 13 exons. The record is from RefSeq and is a predicted model, not a curated record. Gene Ontology annotation, biological process: intracellular signal transduction; cell surface receptor protein tyrosine kinase signaling pathway.
GUCUCUCCCAGAUGUUUCCCUCGAGAGAUGCCACAGAUUUCAGGGCCUGCUGUAAACAGAGACCAGAAGCCGGGGCGACGAAAGACUAAAAUAAACAGGAGGCCGGCACCUCUGGCACCAGAAGAGCAUGAGCCACACAGGUGUACGCAACCUUCACCUUUUAUCGUAGAGUUGUCCAGAAACUUUGGUGGACUGGCAGUACAUGGGCCCAGCAGGAACGACAGACAGCUGAGGUCAACUGAAAAGAAAGACUCCAAUCUACCUUUAACAGUCCCACGAACUGGAAAAAGUGUUUCGGCUCAACUGACCCAUCAAAGACGAUCUUUGGAUCUGGAGACUCAUGAUUUCGACAAUAGGACUCAUCAAAGUUUAGAAAGGGUGCCUUCUCGACGCCAUCACCAUGAGUGGCCUCAAACCAAAGAAGACCUUGACCAGAGUGACUUUUUACCAGCAGAGAAGCCAAAUACYUACUGUGAGGAGGACUGGUACAUCGGGGCAUGCAAUCGAACAGACGCAGAACACGCAUUACACCUGGUGAACAAGGAUGGGGCGUUUUUAGUUAGAAACUGCUCCAUUAACACCRACAGUGAACCCUUGGUUCUGGUUGUUUAUCAUGAGAAGAAAGUUUAUAAUGUGAAAAUUCGGUUUGUUGAAGCCACUGGGAAAUAYGCUCUGGGAACAGGACAACGCUCAAACGAUAUGUUUGAUUCGGUUGCGGAGAUCAUCAAAUUCCACUCCAUAUUUCCAAUAACGCUCAUCAGUGGGAGAACCACGGCUGUCGGCAAACUCCCAGAAAACUGCGUGCUGACAUGUCCGAUAACAAAAAUGGAUGUUAAACAACUGCUUCAGUAAUAUGUGUCCCUUCCAGCAAAGACACUUUCUAUAAACCUGAAGCUUCCGGUUUAAAGAAUAAUUUCAUCCAGAAMUGUAAUUAGCUACUCAUUUAAUAUGACUGACAGUUUGUUUUUAAUUUAGGGGAGACUGGGGACAGUUGCAACACGUUUUGCWUUUGACUCAUUUUACUCAGAGAUGGUUUGAAUUAGACAAACCAAAUUUUAAUACAAUAAACUUACAUCUGUCUGUUAA